AUGUCCUUUCCUUUUUACAUUCGCUCUCCGAAGUUAAAUCGCACAAUCAAUACGCGGGACUCACUACCAGGGAACAAGCACGCGUCCGCGUCCUUUGCCACUGAACCAUUCAACGAGAACCAGUCCCACAAUCCAAGGGACUCCUCACGUUCGCGUGGCUUCAACAGGAUGCGUAUCAUUCCGUUCCUGGGGAAGCGGCGCAAGUCGAUUGCAACCCUCCGGUCGAGCAAACUACCAGAAAGAGAUGAAGAUGGUUCGAGACAUGGAGGACAUCAUAAGUCUGUAUCCCAGUUAGCGAAUGAGACGGCUGCUCGUUUUGCGAGAUCCUCUCUCGGAGCUGCUGGUUCACGUUCUACUGGCAAUCUGGAAUUAGCACCCACAUUCGAUGCAUCCCCUUUCAAGCCCGGAAAGGAAUCUGCAUAUGCAACACCAACAAAGGGUAGAUCCGCUGAUGCGCGCCAUACUAUGCUUCCGUCUGGAAGCACCCAGACUUCGACUCCUGAGCAGACAAACUUCAAAAACAAACGUGCCUCCGAGAAACCUGCCAAAGCAUCUUUUCUCUCUCGCAUCACCUCUCGUCCCUCCUUAUCUGCUCGAUACUCCUCUGCAGAUCUUAAGUCUGGCACGAAAGCUCGUAGGACUGAUGAUUCUCUUAAGGAGUAUCAAGCUGGGUUCUCGUUGGCUUCUAAACGCAAAGAAAUAGUACACCCCGUAUGUAUAUCAAACGGGCAAAGCCUCGGCGAUGACAAGGACUUCUUCACUUCUCCACGCGUUGCUCCAACGCCCCCUAAUUUGAGCUUCACUUUUCCGGAUAAUUCUCCACUCGGAACUCCUCUUGGACCUUCUCAGUCUACCGCUACUCUUCCAGGUCAAAAGCACGGCACUCUCUUCAGUGUAGCAGAAGCAAUUAAGUCUCCUACUCAAGGAACCUCCAUACACGCAAACCAAACGCAGGUUAUUAUGAAGUGUGCCUCAAGUCCGACGGCUAUCGCAAGUCCUGCCUCUCUCUCGAAUGCAGUAUCUCUGAAGUCGUCUAGAAGGCACUCUGUCCUGACUCAGGAUCAAAAACUUUCACCCGAGACUAAGAGGAUGGUGAUGAUUGCCGAUUCUACUACUGUCGAAUCUCCUACCGCAAGACCUAGAGGCUCCCAUGUUCGCAUUGGUAAAGAAAAAGUGACGAUAUCUGUUGCCAACAUGUUGGAAGCUGAGCUUGGCGUUGAAGUCGGUGACAGCGAGGACUCAUCUCAUUACGAUGACAGCUAUGAAGGUAGUCGCCAUCUUGGGAAUCAGGCUGCGUACGCGACUCAGGGACGGUCAGUCGUAAAUCCACCUGUGAAUUAUGCCCCGAAUUCAUCUGUGCCUCCGUCUGUAUCGGGUGGCUUUGGCCCCGCAGUCAAAUUUCCGAGGAUCGAGGACAAGAAGGAAAACGAAUUUACACUAGAGUCUCAGAGCCCUUUGUCCGCGUUGAUGUCUGCGUCUUCUGGUGAUAAUCCGUAUUCGCCUCUUGGUGAAUCUAAAGUCGGCCCCCAGUCUUUCUUAGUCGGUAAAGCCGAUGGAGCACUUGCGUAUAGUACACUCCAGGCUACAGUUCCCUACAAUCAGCGAUUUGUUACUCACGCGCAACCAGGGUCCAUUCAAUGUUCAGAAAUGUCGUGUACGCGAAACCCAACUUCCCAGGCCUGUGAGAUUGAUCGCCUUGAUCAUAUUUCUGAGAAGUCUUUCCCGUUACAGCAGGACACUUCACGCGUCAUUCUGAGUAAGGACAAGAAAGGAAGAUCCUCUGGCUAUGACAAUAACUCUGUGACUACAUCUCAUCUGCAACAGGCUUUGGAUGUACAAUGUGCACGGUUUGACAAGCUGGCAGGCCAUUUACUUCAAAUCAUUCAGCGUCACCAGAUUGAGAAGUUUCAGCUCGAAAGUCAGAUCGUAGCUCUGGAAAAAGAGGCACGGCGCAAUAAGAGAGAAAUCCUAGCGCUCCGGAAGCUCAUUACCUACAACAGCAAGAUGUCCUCGCAGGAAGAACGGCACUCUCGUCGGCUCGUACGUGUUGCGUCCAUGCAGAGCAUCCUAUCGAAUAUUUCUGUAAACGACGAGGUGGUGGACAUAUCUGUCGUGAUGGACAUGCUUGCUCGUGCCAGCCAUCGCGAUUCUUUGUUUUCACCAGAUGUGUCGAAAGGCGGAAGAGCGAGUAUUGAUCUAAGUCCCAGACUGGUACCAAUGAAGGCUGUGAAGACGGACCUCCGUCGUUCGAAGACAAUGCCUGACUUGCACAAAUCGUCGGCAAUGACACCAAGCCCCGUCCAGUCUCUAUUGCCGCAAGAUGUUUCACCAGAUGUCAGUGGACUAGGGUUGGGCCUUGAUUUUCCUCUUCCGGAGCCGCUCAAGCUGCCAAGCAUUGCAAGUGCUAUCAUGUCCUCUGCACAAGGCGAUAGCUCAUCUGUCCCUGUGCUCACUACGGCACCUACCACAUCGUCUGGGCUGUCACUCGCGACCGAGCCGACACUGGGGAACUUCACUAACAGCAGCCCCGGUCAAAUGGACUCCAAACCCGGAGGAGCAAAUAGUAUCUCUGAACGAAGUGGACGCAAGAAAAGGAUGGCGGGCGAGUGGCUGAUUGGGUCUGCACAUGGAUUCCAUUGA
This is a messenger RNA of Fomitiporia mediterranea MF3/22, 2640 nucleotides long. RefSeq lists its product as uncharacterized. The transcript has 3 exons. Bases 1 to 2640 code for a protein of 879 amino acids. The record is from RefSeq and is a predicted model, not a curated record. NCBI's taxonomy places the organism in Eukaryota, Fungi, Basidiomycota, Agaricomycetes, Hymenochaetales, Hymenochaetaceae.